Molecule: messenger RNA, 2967 nt
Organism: Pseudonaja textilis
Lineage: Eukaryota; Metazoa; Chordata; Lepidosauria; Squamata; Elapidae
Gene: MPST
Product: mercaptopyruvate sulfurtransferase
Cellular component (GO): mitochondrion
Molecular function (GO): thiosulfate-cyanide sulfurtransferase activity
Source: RefSeq, a predicted model, not a curated record
UGGGACGUGGUCCUUUUCUCCGCCCUGGAGGUAGAAUAAGGAAGGGAGAAUAAGCUGCUGGGCGAGGGGCUGCUGGGCAAGGGGCGCUUUGAAGAUUCAGAGAGCCACCCGAGUGCCAGUGGAAACCCCAGGUGACAUCCAAACCCAAACAGCCUGUGAGUGCCAUGUCUCAGCAGCUUCUCUACCGGGCAUUGGUGACUGCUAAAUGGGUGUCAGAAGUUAUCAAGUCUCCUCAAACAGGAUCAUCUGUGAAGCUCUUGGAUGCCUCUUGGUACCUUCCCAAAAUGAAACGUAAUCCCCAGAGAGAGUUUGAAGAUCGCCAUAUUCCAGGAGCCGCUUUCUUCGACAUUGAUCAUUGCAGUGACCGCACAUCACCUUAUGAUCAUAUGCUUCCCAGUGCAACAGAUUUUGCAGAGUACGUGGGCAAACUAGGAGUGAGCAAUGAUUGUCAUGUUGUGGUGUAUGAUGCAAGUGACCAGGGCUUGUUCUCAGCUCCCCGGGUCUGGUGGAUGUUCCGAGCUUUUGGCCAUGAUGCAGUUUCCCUUCUAAAUGGUGGGCUGAAGAACUGGAUGAAAGAGGGGCAUCCUGUCAGCUCUGGAAAGAGUCAUCCUGCUUCUGCUGAAUUUCAUGCUUCUCUGGAUAAAUCAAUGGUGAAAACCUAUGAGCAGGUGAAGGAGAACAUUGACUCACACCAGUUCCAGGUAGUAGAUGCACGAUCUGCUGGAAGGUAUGCUGGGACGGAACCAGAGCCCCGACAAGGAAUCGAACCUGGUCACAUCCCUGGCUCUGUGAACUUUCCUUUCACAGAAUUCCUCACUGAGGCAGGCUUGGAGAAAAGCCCAGAAAUUAUCCAAAGCUUAUUUCAAGAGAAGAAAGUAGACCUCUCCAAACCUCUUGUGGCUACUUGUGGAUCAGGAGUCACCGCUUGCCAUGUGGCAUUAGGAGCAUACCUGUGUGGGAAGCCAGAUGUGGCCAUUUAUGAUGGGGCUUGGGUAGAGUGGUUCAUGCGCGCACAGCCUGAAGACAUUAUCUCAGAGAGUAUGGGGAAGAGCCUCUGAAGCACAACCUUCUGCUGAGACAAAAACAUUCAAGAAGGGGAUGGCCUUCAGGAUGUUCUACCUGUUGAGUGAAAUGUUUUAAUGAUGAAUUGGGGGAUUUGCCAUUCUUUUGCUUGUCUCCAUUGCUACGUAUAGACACUGCCCGUUUUUCAAAGCAAAGAAAGCACUAAUUAUGGGAAGAUUAAUUUUGCACUGUAACUAUGGCAAAUUGUGUCAUACUUCUGGCUAUUUAGUAUUAAUUGUUCCUUCACUGAAUCCUGUAAUUUGGUUUCUAUUCAUUUUCAUGAAAAUGCCAUAGUACAAAUAUUUUUUAAAUCAAAAGCAUUUUAGUGUCCUUAAAGAUUCAUUGCUUUAUUUUGUGUUCUCAUCCUGAAGUGGAUCAUAUUCAGAAAACUUCUACCCAUGACAGUUUGUGUGGUGAACUGCAGUUUGAAUUCAGCUAGUUCUAGACUAUACCAAAUAGAAAAUGUUUGUUCAGCUACCUAGUUCCUUUAGCCAUUCUUCAUAGGAUUUAGUCGCCAGACUCCUUGUCAUCUUUAAUAUUAUCUGUUGUUGGUCAUUUUUCUCUCUCAUCUCAUCCCAUAAAAGCUUUACACCAUCAGAAACCAAUAUCUGAAGGAAUACGAUGACAUAUCCUGACAUACCCCACCACAAAUCAAAUUAUUAACUUUCUCUUUCUUCCAAAUCUCCACUCUCUAACAAAAGCAUCAUGUCACUAUCUGAAAUCCAACCUCACUGAAGCUAAAAUAUAAUUUUACUGGCUCCAGAAAAUUCUACCCCAAAACAUCAAUUCUGUUCCACUUUCAGUUCCAUUAAGUUUUAUUACAGGCAUUCCUACCAAAUUCUAAACCAUGCUACACAAUAACCUGACCACAGAAGUACUGAUCUCUCAAUACUAACUACUAACUCCAGCUUUUAUUCACAUAGGUCGCCUGGUAGUAAACCAAAUGUAGGUAAGUUAGAAAGAUAAGUUGUGUGAUGUGGCAUUUGCUAUGAGGGGAAAAUGGAAGUUAUGAUAUAUAGUUUACUGGGCUCUGAGAAUUAUCUUAGUGCAUUGGAGAAAGAUUUCAGUCUAGACCAGGGGUGUCAAACUCUCAUUGUCACGGCAUCAUCAUGUGAUAUAGCAUGACUUCCCCCCCCUUUGCUAAAUCAGGUGUGAGUGUGGCCACCACGUGACGCCUCCGGCUGCGAGUUUGACAGCCCUGGUCUAGACAAUCUAAAAGAGAAAUAUGAGUCCAAAGCUAGCACUGGAGAAAGCAUAUCAGAAUUGAUCACCCCCCUCCAAGUCUCUGGAAUUAAAGGCAGAGGAGGGGGACUUUCAGACUUGCAAGAUUCUAUUACUUUAACUUUACAAUAGGAGUAACUGGUUUUGGUUGUCUGGUCUGCAUUUGAAAAGCUGACAUAUUCUUAGUUAAGCUCCAUGCUUUUCAAAGGAUAAAUGAACGCAGUGGAUUACAGUACAAAUCUAGAGAAUUAUGGUUUUGAGGGAAAGAAAUUACAUAUGUAGGGCAUCCCUGAACUGCAGAGUUUACUAAUUUCUAGUUUACUGAACGGGGCUUAGGAAAUUAUGACAUUCUUGUUUUAGAAAUGACCCAAUACAGAUAUCUCUGGAAAGAAAAGAGAUUCUGAAUCUUACAGCCUUCUUCGCAAAACAGAAUGGAGAUGUAAUGAUGCUCUAAAUAAGAUUUAGCUCUGGAUAAGUUUGUCCAGGAGACAACUUUAUCAAUUCACCAAUUCCCUAAGUGGCACUCAAGGAGCCUCAUGGUUAAUUUAAAAUUUUGGAAUAUCAUCCAGUUCCCAGAUCUAGUAAAAAUUCAUUCACCUUGUAGGAGGCUUCAGUAAAAAUGUCAAAUCUUAGAAGUUCUCAGCCAUUAAAAUGUAUUUGAACAGCAUUUUUCAACCUUGGCAA